AUGUCCAAACCCGAAACUCACUACGUCACCACAGCUGGGAUUCUGGUGGAGACUUCGUUAGGAUCACUUGUUUUCGAUCUUUACGGCUGUGACUGUCCUGGUUUAACAGCAAACUAUGCAAAUCUCUGCCGUUGUCAUUUCUGGAAUGGUGCGAUCGCUACGGAGGUGAUCCCGGGAGCUGCGAUAUUCUUUUCGCACGCCGCUGAUCCCGUUUACGACGCGCUGCUUGGCGAGGCCGCCACGCCUAACGACGCGGGUGAUUUGACAAGGGGGUUUUGUGGGAGCUUUUGGAAUCUGCUGCGGCACUGCUCGGAGGAGCGCUGGCGGCUUGAGGCGGAGCGGCAACUUCGCACUCAGAAGUGGGAUGCCGCGCGCGAGAGGGAGGUCUCGAUGGUGCGUUCGUGUGAGGGCAUCGCUAAUCUCACCACCUCUAGUGGAGUUGGAGGGAGCCCUAAGUUGAUGUUUCGAACCGCCGGCGGCGCCCUUGAUGGCCGGCGGCAUGUGGGCUCUCUCUGUCGCCGAGGUCUGCUCAUCAUCAACACUUCUUCCACGGCCUCGUCAUCAGGGGCAGUGCGAUCAUCCGAUAAUUUUCGCUUUGGCAUCACCCUUAGUGAUCGACAUCUUGAUUUUCUUGAGGAUCAGUACGUGGCGAUUGGGCAGAUUUCGGAGGGGUUCAAUGUGCUCAGCGGCAUCCGGCGCGCCCCGCACGCCGAGGGCGGUGACAGGACGCGCUGGCCUCGGCCCCUGCGGAUGCUUCGUAUAAAACACACCAAGGUGCUACCAACCCCCGGCGUGGAAGCUUUUUCCUCGCGGGCCUCGCCCGACAGAGCGGCGGGGCCGCUUCAGAAGAGCCUCCAGCGAGGGCUGCACGCCGUGGGGUGUUUUGCGCAUUGGGCGCCACUAGGGGCAAUUUCCGAGGCUGCGCGGCACCUCGCGCGGCAGAUUGUCGUACUUAGUGAGCGCUACCACCACACCCCCGCGGCAACUCCGGAGGAGGCGGUUGCCGCGCUUACCAGCGGUGAUUCCCCCGCGCAGCCGUUUGUUCUCCCGCCCCGCCUGACGGAUGAGAUUCCCUCUCCGGAGUACAACGCACACUACAAAGGAAACUACCUCAGCUCAGAUGAGGAGGAUCUUACCUCUUCCUCCGCUUCUUCGGCGGCGGAGCAGCGGAAGCGGCGGCAGGCCGUGCUCGAUAUGCACCGCGAGCAGGCCAAUACCACUCUCGCGUUGAUGUUGAACCUACUUAACGGCGUCGCCGACGUUGAUGUCGAGCUCAAACCACCGGAGAAUGUGCUUUUUGUGUGCAAGCUGAACCCUGUCACCACGGGAGAUGGCUUGGCGAUGUGCUUUGCGCAAUUUGGCAGGGUUCUAUCUGCAGAGGUGGUGAUGGAUAAGAAAACGAAGCGUUCUUUGUGCUAUGGUUUUGUAGAGUUUGAUACAGUUGACGCGUGCUACCGAGCUUUUCAGAAGAUGGACCGUGCGCUGAUUGACGAUUCUAGAAUCCACGUGGACUUUUCUCAGUCGGUGUCUAAGCUGUGGUUCCAAAAACAGCGUGAGAUGCGAAAACGUUCUCGAGAAACGUAA
Molecule: messenger RNA, 1584 nt
Organism: Phytomonas sp. Hart1
Lineage: Eukaryota; Euglenozoa; Kinetoplastea; Trypanosomatida; Trypanosomatidae
Source: the annotation of a GenBank genome assembly